Messenger RNA from Nannochloropsis gaditana CCMP526, 397 nucleotides. RefSeq names its product rrna processing protein rrp17. The annotation marks the transcript as partial. Gene Ontology annotation, cellular component: nucleolus. The transcript has a single exon. The record is from RefSeq and is a predicted model, not a curated record. Gene Ontology annotation, molecular function: RNA binding.
AGGCCUUUGCGAGUUUCAAACUGCUUUGACCAUCCUAUACUUUUUCUGUUGUGGCGCCACCCUUCACGAAGAUCGGCGGCGCAUGUCUCCUCCUUCCCCCCGAAAUGGAAGCAACACAGAAAGGCAGUGUCCGACGACGAAAACGCAAGGUCAAAGGCACACGCACGCAAGAUUGAAAAUCGGCGGCUACAAAAAAAAUGGAAAACUCGCCCUCGUCUUCGACCCCGAGGCCCGCCGGGAAUAUUUGACUGGCUUCAGCAAACGCAAAAAAGAACGGAGGACGUUCGGUCUGGCCAUGCAACAGGUGAAAAAUCGGAAAGCACGGCUUAUGGAAAGGGAGGAGUUGCGCAAGGCGAAAAAAGGGGCUUUGGAUGACUUGCCGGCGUCCAUAAAAGGA